GACGUUUUUCAUAGAAAAUUAUUUGGUUUGAAGCUAAUGGAAAAUCGGACCGUAGCCAAUCUGGAGGUUUCUUCGGAAGAGUCCAAGACGGACGAAUCUGAGAUCAGUUUGAUAGUCGAUGGGUUCGACUUAAUAAACGUUCAGUGCGAGGGAAAUUGUUAUCAAAAAAUUAGAUCCAUAUUGCAGCAAGCAGCUAACACAAUUAAAUUGAAAGAUCGGCAAAUUGACAAUCUUAUCAUGGCAUUAAACAAGAACUCUGAUGAUAAAAGUUACACAGAAAUUACAUUGAAGUACGAUAAUCAACUGAAAGAGGCGAACACUCUUCUACAGGAAUCGUUCUCAUUGAUCAAGAGUCUCGAAGCUCAAAAUCAGCAAGUGGAGGAUCGAUUGGCGGCGGCAGUAAAUGAAAAUGAUGUUCUUAUAAAGAGUUACGAGAUGAAAAUAAAAGAACUGGAAGAAAAAAUAAAAACAAACGAGACAGCAGUCAAAGAACGGAAACGAUUUCUUUGGUAUAGUGACAGAACGCUUGUGAUUGAAAAUGAUAUAGCUGGUCCCGGAUGGAUAGUAAUAUGUCGUUAUGGUAGAUUUCCAGGUCAAACUCAUAUGGAUGAUAGAGGUCUUUUCGAAACGCUGCAAUAUGAAGUGUACAUUGAUCGAGUACAUACGAAUGGAGGUACUUCCUACGCCCACUUCGACAAUUUUGAACGGCUUAGUCGAAAUAAUAUAAGUGAACAAUUGGUCAAAUCGCUGACUCUUAUUAGCAGCUCAAUAAAAAUUGAUAUGGGUAGUAUCUCUAAAAUGACUUUAGACGAACUUAAUACACAAUUUUCAAAGGAUUGUAAAAGUUAUACUUUGAUGGUAAAGCCAAAAAAUGUGCAAUUAAUGAAACUUGACCCAUCAAUUAGCUUGGUGAUGCUGUCGAAAUCGCUUAGGUAAGGCUUAAUUUGUGCCCAUUAUCAGUUAAAGUCCGGUUUUUUUACCGCUCCCAAAUAAGGCAGCACCUUCUUGCCAAGCACAUUAAGCUAUAAAAAUCUAUAGUCAUAGUACUAGAAUGUGAAUUAAAUUUUUGUUCCUAUCCGAAAAUGGGGUAAAACAUAUGUAUGUCCUGGCGUUGAUAAAGCAAUUUUUAAAUCAUAUUUGGACCAAUAUGUGAAUAAAAACAUUGAAGAAGC
This is a messenger RNA of Drosophila willistoni, 1172 nucleotides long. RefSeq lists its product as uncharacterized. The record is from RefSeq and is a predicted model, not a curated record. The coding region runs from base 37 to 936 and encodes 299 amino acids. The transcript has 2 exons. Lineage: Eukaryota; Metazoa; Arthropoda; Insecta; Diptera; Drosophilidae.